This is a messenger RNA of Triplophysa dalaica, 2791 nucleotides long. It is a transcript of the gene slc25a16, whose product is annotated as solute carrier family 25 member 16. Bases 288 to 1253 code for a protein of 321 amino acids. NCBI's taxonomy places the organism in Eukaryota, Metazoa, Chordata, Actinopteri, Cypriniformes, Nemacheilidae. Gene Ontology annotation, biological process: transmembrane transport. The transcript has 10 exons. Gene Ontology annotation, cellular component: mitochondrial inner membrane. The record is from RefSeq and is a predicted model, not a curated record.
CAGAUGCGCCGCUUAUAGAAGGUAACGUUAGAGUUGACAGUUUGUGUAGUUCCGCAGGUCGAUGUGGACAGUUGUGCAAUCCGCUGACCUCGUUUCGGAGUAACUUACAAUUGUAUUGUUUGUGCAUGCAAGCUUUCAACUGAGUGCUACUGCAAAACCUGAAUAUUUCAGUACGGCGAGAAUUGUUGAGUUGAACUGUGAAGUGUGGAGGCAACAUAUAACUUGUGCAACGGUUACCCAGAGUGUGCUGAAGACAUGAGCGUAUUGGAAUCCUGAUAACAGACGUCAUGACAGCAGAGGUUGUGAGUUCACAGAGUCCAGCUCAGAUCCCGGCUCCUGUUCAGAGGGACUUCUAUUACUGGACCCGCUCCUUUGUAGCAGGAGGUGUGGCAGGAUGCUGUGCAAAGUCCACCAUCGCACCUCUGGACAGAAUAAAAAUUUUACUCCAAGCUCAAAAUCCUCAUUACAAACAUCUUGGAGUGUUUGCCACACUUACGGCUGUGCCAAAAAAGGAGGGCUUUCUUGGGCUGUACAAGGGAAAUGGCGCUAUGAUGCUCAGGAUUUUCCCGUAUGGAGCCAUUCAGUUUAUGGCUUUUGAUAACUACAAAAAGUUCCUUAGCACAAAGCUUGGAAUAUCUGGACACAUUCACCGACUGAUGGCGGGAUCUAUGGCAGGAAUGACUGCAGUUAUUUUCACCUAUCCACUUGAUGUUGUCCGAGCUCGCUUGGCUUUUCAAGUGACAGGAGAGCAUCGCUACACUGGCAUCCGAAAUGCUUUUCAUACCAUUUACCUGACGGAAGGAGGAAUCUCUGGCUUCUACCGUGGUUUGAUCCCCACAAUAAUUGGCAUGGCUCCAUAUGCAGGAUUUUCUUUCUUCACCUUCGGUACUUUGAAGACUCAGGGACUCGCUCACUUUCCAGAGCAGUUAGGCAAGCCGUCUCGUGACAACCCGGAUGUUCUUGUGCUGAAGACUCAUGUCAAUCUGCUGUGUGGUGGAGUUGCUGGAGCAAUUGCUCAAACUAUUUCAUAUCCACUAGAUGUUGCCAGGAGAAGAAUGCAAUUAGGCACGUCACUUCCUGAUUCGGACAAAUGUUUCACCUUCACAAAAACCAUCAAGCAUGUGUACUCUCAAUAUGGUAUUAAGAAAGGAUUGUAUCGUGGUCUGUCCCUCAACUACAUCCGCUGCAUACCGUCACAAGCAGUUGCCUUCACAACAUAUGAAUUCAUGAAGCAAAUCUUGCAUCUGAAUUAGAACAAGUGUGACUGAGCCUUAACCUUGAAAUGACCCCUGGCUAUAGCAACAUCGUUUGGCAUUCCGGUAAACAGCGAUGUGUUCUUAAAAAUCCAUGCAGGCUAAUGGCAAACCUGUGGCUUUACACACUCCAGCAUCAGUCGCUGGGCAGAGGACAAAGAGAAGACUAGCUCUUGGGUGUGUGCCCCCUAGCAACCGAAAGUGGAAAUUGCAUGGCAACCUGAUGUCUAUAAAAGCAUUGGAAGUGAAUUUCUCUCUGAAUAUUAUGCCUUUACUUUAUCUCAUUUAUGCCAUCACAAUUAUGUCAGCGAUGAUUGCAGAAGGCACAUAGUGCUUUAAGCUAUUACUAAUAAUCGAAGGAACUGAAAAUGUAUUUUUUUUGUUCUAAAAGAACAAACCUCAUUUUCCAUAGCCAGACUUGUUUAAUAUACAGAGCUUUAUAUUUCAUCAAAUCCGUGUUAAUCAUUUCAAGGCUUGUUGACUGAUUAUUAUCUCACUCGGUGACUUCCUAACUACUUCAAUUCAAUAAUUUAGUAAUGUACUGAAUGAAGGAGAGUGUCUAUUAUGUCUAUGCAGUAUUAACGAGACUCACAUUUGCAUAUCGAGGUUACUGUGGCUAAACCUAAAGACUGCUCAGUGACAUCCAGCAUUGUGCAUGCAUUUCUGCAUGAGAAUCCCAAACAAGCAACAUUACAAACAAGCAAAACUGUUUUUGGUGAUGUGCAUAUCACAGCUGAUAUGUAUAAAUGAUUCACUCAUUUGUCAUGGGAACAAAAUGGACUCCCACAAAUAAAAUAUGAAUUUUGUUUUCAGACUAGUUGGGUAUAGAUAUUAUAUGAACUUUAAUGUGUUAUUGUACUGUAGUAGCUCAUUUUAAGUGUGGUUUGUACACUUAUACCAAGUACAAUUCAUAUCCUUGUGAAUUUUCACAAAGCUAUAAUGAUCCCAAAAGUUGAUGCCUUAUGUGUUUCUUUUCUUCUGCCAUAUGGUGGCACUGUUGCAGUGAAAUGGUGUUGAAUGGCACAUGUUGACAGGAUGAAAGGGAACAUUUACAUGUAAAAAAACAUGCUUGUUUGUUCGAAGUGCAGUGAAAAGACAGAGGAUUUGGUUUUAAAACUGAUGAAAUACAUUUUAAUGACUGAAAUUAACAAUCACAGUGAUGCAUAAUGGUUCAUGAUGAAUUUCAGGUUUAUUUCCACAGAAUACCACAGAGCUUAAUCAGUUAUCAUGUUUGUCUUAAGCCCUUUUCAUACAGAGAUCCUGGAAAAUAUACAAAACAUGUGUCCAUGAAUUUGUCCCGGGAUCGCUAGAUUGUCUUUAAUAAUUGUAGCGAAUCGACAGUUUUAUGGCUGUUUACAAUCUUAGAUUUUAAUAUCCUUAACUCUAUUAUUUAUUUGUUGCUUUAUUUCUAUUAAAAUACACAUUGAGAUGGCUGCUUGGCUUAAUGAUGAUCAAUGACAUAAUGUUUUGUACAUGAUUGUUCAUUUUUUUUGUUUGCUAACAUAAAAAUUAAACUAGGAAUAAAAAUAUAAACAUUU